GUCAGUAUGCGCUUGAACCUUGCUCUAUGUGUGUUUUUCAUUGGAAUCCCGGUCGAGGCUUUAUAUUUUCCCGUAGCUCCAACCCUCAGUCCUCUCGCUGUAGCGGAGAAAAUUUCGCAUUUCCACCGAGUCUCCACCGGCUACGCAAUUUCAUGUGGAAUGAUUAAGUAACCAUUCUUAAAUCGGUCCAUAUCAAGCUAAGAGUGUUGUAAAAAAGAGUCCGUGUACAUUAUUGGUGACAGUGUGGUUUUUUAUGUCCAUUUCUUUGAAAGUUUUAUAAUUGACGAUUCGUGGCUGGGUGUAUGAAUUCGUCAUUUUGCAGUUAUUCAUGCUGAAGAGGCUGUUAGUAGUUUAAGCGCCGGGAGCGCGUACAGGCGCGAAUGGUGCGCAGAAAUGGGGGGGCCGCGGCGCAUGUCGAGUGCGCUGCUGUUGCCCUUUGCACUGCUGUCCUUACCACGGGCAGACACCACCAAUGCCACCAUAUAUCGGGAAGAACUGGAAUCGUCACUGCGUCUGGUGCAUGCCGUCGCAACGGGAGCCACUGGGGCGCUCUGUGUCACGCAGCGGUAUGGGCGUCUGCUGGCUCCUUUGCACGCCGCUCGGUGGGACUCGGCGAGGGCACGGGCCGAUCUCGCUGCCAACCUGCUGCAUCAACUCGGUCUCGAAACUGCUGAGAUACUUAUGGCAGUAUCACAAGGUCUGGUGCUGGGAGCGAGUCCAGCUGAACGCGCAGUGGGAGCACGGGCAUUGGCGCUGCGUUCCGAUGGUGUAGUGAAUAGCGCAGUAGCAUGGGAAAGAUAUGGCACAGCAGACCCAGUAGCUGUAGUAUCACCACAGCUGGAGAAACCACCUGAUCCUGAAUAUCCAUGGUACGUUUCAGCACAUAACAGCGACACACUCCGAUCGUCAAAAUUCAUGCCUUCUCCACCUGGCGCAACUAUGGAGGGAUGGUGGACUUACCCGUACUACAGUUGCGAGGCAAAAAGAUGGUUGCUAUCAUAUACUGUACCAGUUGCUACGAUACGCGGACUGAAAGGCGUUGUUUCGCUCGACAUAGACAUAUCUAAUUUGGAAAUAAAUCAAUGCGAGGACGCGGAAGACGGAAACGAUAACCAAAUAUACUCUUUUCACGGAACCCACAAGUGCCCUAAUGAAACAACUUAUUGUGAAUAUAAACCAAAUAGAGAGGUGGGCGUACGUCACUCAGGAUGGGCGCGUGGGAUGUACAACUGCCGAUGUCGACCUGGAUAUUACUCUACAAAUCACCCUGAAGGAUUCAAUGGAUCCCUAGUUGAAGUUGCUUACCAAGAAUAUGAAAAAAAUCGUUUAGAAAACUGGAACGAACCCUAUGAAUGUCUCAAAUGUCAACCAGGUUGUGAAACAUGCAGAGGUCCAGAGCCAUGUCUUGCUACUUACAACUGGCCAUUUCGGAUAUCAUUACUGGUGAUCUCUGUGAGCUGUGCAGUGAUGACAGUUUGCCUCACCAUAUACACGCGACAUCACCGGCGUGUCAAGGUGUUUCGUGUUGCAAGUCCUGUUUUCCUCUCUAUCACUCUCCUUGGAUGUGCAAUAAUGUAUAUGGAGAUGGCUGCUAUAUUUCCAGUAUUAGAUAGAUAUUCAUGUAUUGCUACAAAAUGGACACGUCAUAUGGGUUUUUGCAUUACAUAUACUGCCUUGCUGAUGAAAACUUGGAGGGUCUCACUAACAUACCGUGUGAAAUCUGCACAUAAACUAAAGUUAACAGACAAACAACUCCUACAGUGGAUGGCACCUAUAUUGCUCAUAAUGCUCGUAUAUCUUGGAACUUGGACACUAUCUUCACCACCGGAUGCUGAAGUGAUAACUGACAAUAGAGGACUAAAAUUCAAACAGUGCACUUACAAUUGGUGGGAUCACAGUUUAGCAAUUGGUGAAAUUCUGUUCCUGUUAUGGGGUGUCCGGGUUUGCUACCGCGUGCGCCACGCUGAGAGUCUGUACAACGAAGCGAGGCUCAUCUCCAUAGCUAUAUACAAUAUUUUCACUGUUAAUUCAUUGAUGAUAGCAUUUCACUUACUUAUCCUACCACGAGCUGGACCAGACAUAAAAUAUCUGCUUGGCUUCAUAAGAACACAGCUGUCUACGUCCACUACGGUUCUCCUCGUUUUCCUACCAAAGGUGGUGCGAGUGGCGCGUGGUACCGGCGACACGUGGGACAGCAGGUCGCGGGCACGAGGCCUCCCUGCUGCCUCUUCACUCAACGGCGUCGGCCUCGUGCCUGACGAGCCGCCCGAUCUCUAUCAAGAGAAUGAGGAGCUUAAGGAAGAAGUACAAAAGCUAGCAGCACAGAUAGAGUUCAUGAAAAUAGUGCAAAUGGAAAUGCACAAUAGACAUCUACGACCACGGCCUGGUGGAUACUUUACCGCGAAUACCACUGGGGCAGGCGCCCCACAGAGUCCUAUGCAUCAAAAGACUGUUAGCAUUGCGCAGGACAACACAGAAUGGGCGGGGCCGGUGUGACUGGUAGCAGUAAGCGAGAGUGGUUGGUCGUGGCCGGGCCCCGCCGCCGAAAGAGUGCGGACUACCGUCGACCCUCGGCCCCCAACCUUUGUUUGACAUUCGACAUGCAAUGCGAUCGAAAUAAGAAUACGACUGACCUGCCGCCAUAUUGUGACGUUUUACUUGUCAAAAUAAGUUAGACUUAGUGAAAUAAUAGAGAAAAAAAUUAUAUAUAUGUAAUUUUUAUUUCGCAAACCAAUGAAAACCGUGCUUUUCAAGUGAAAGUUGACAGGUUGAAGUCAUUAACAUUCCUAUUCUUAUUCAGAUCGCACUUUAUACUUAUUGUUUCAUAUAUACUUACUUCGUUAAUACGUUUAGCAUAAUAAUUUUGUGCGCUAGUCUCAAUCAAGCUCGAAUAUUGUAUGUUUAUGAGGAAAUAAACGUAAAGAGCAACAUUUCAAUACUAAGAGCGUUUACAUCGACAGAUUACUUAUGUGUCGCAACGUCGGAUAACUUAACAAAUCUUAUUGUAUAAAUUAUAUUUAAAUUCACUAAUCAAACUUUUUUAAUAAUGAGUCAGAUAUAUUGAAGAUAAUACAAUUUUUUUUUAUUAACAGUUAAUUCUGGUGUUAAUACUCUUCGGUAUAAAGGCUCUUAAAACAAUUGCAAAAAUCAAUUUGGCAUUCUAUUUUGAAAUUCAAAAUUUUUAAGGAUUUUUAAUAUUUGAAUGGUUUACGUAUUUCUAGAGGUUGAAUAGUAGUGAAAUACAAACAGAUUUAUUACAAUAUAAGCAAGUCUGUUGAGAUUGUCCUCUCACACAUUAACAUAAUUUUGAUAGAUAUCAGUUUCAUCUUAUAUUUGAUAAUGCUUCACUUACAAAGUUCCUAUUUUUAAUAGUUUAAAAUUACUUUUUAUCUUUUGCAUUUAAACUUGUAUAAUAUAUAUAACUGAUGAUGAUGAUAAAUAUAUAUAACUAUACUAUAAAUAAUAUAUAUAUAUAUAUAUAUAUAUAUAAAAUAUUUUUAGAGUUUGUGAAGCUUUAUCUAGAUGCUAUUGUUAAUUGAAGCAUAUUUAUUUAUUAUUUAAUUUAAUUAAAGUGUAUGUGAAUAUUGUAGAUGCAGACACAGUAUAUAUAUGUAUAUAUAUAGCCGGAAAAUAAUAGCUUACCCUAAAGGCAAAAAUGCCAUUUUUAAAGUCAUAGACAAUAUAAUAACGAGGAUUAAUAUAUUGGCCCAAUAAACGGGUAUAUUAAAUAACGGGUAACCAAUAUACAAUAUCAAAAUAUAGCACUCAAUCUAUAUUAAUAUAGAUAUCCGACCGGAAUGGACGAUAUCAAAGUGGGUGAUGACCUUUUUUCUGCCAUCAAUGGAACACAAUAUGUAGAUAUUGGUCUGGUACCGAUAUUGCCCAUCCCUAAUAAUAACUAUACAUAUUAAUAAAUUCGAUGGACCUCGUGCAAAAGUAUAAAAUCAACAGAAUCAAUAACAGAAGUAACAAACUAGCUUUCGGAGAAAACAUUUUAAGAAAAUAACAUUUUGUAUCCUCAUAUAAUUGUUAAUUGUCUGUUUACAUGACUGUGACAUUUAUUUGCAACUAUGUGUUCUCAUAAGACUUGUUUAAAGUUACAGUACAGAGAAAGCAUCCUACAUUUGGAUAUUGAUAUGUAUUUAUAAAAUAUACCAUAAUACCAUCCCCACAAGUUUAAUAAUACUUACUAUUGCAACAGUAUUCCAUAAUAGUUAUGUAAUAAUGAAUUUAAUAAAAUCAAAAUAAGCUAACAAGAUGGAUAAAAUAAAUGCCAUUUUGAUUUAUAUAGACAUAUUUUUAGUAAGAUACGUGCGAAUCUAGUCAAUCAUAAUCAUAAUCGUUAUAGCCGUGUUAGAAGUAUUUAUUUAUGUAAUAAUUUUUAUUGUAUUGUAGCUAUUUAUGAAUGUUGAACACAUGGUGUUCAUCAUAAGGGCAGACAAUAAAAAUUGCAAAAUGUUACUUUCAUAGGUAUUUUACGGUCAGCAGAAUAUAUGGACCAUUAUGAGAUGUUAAAUAAAAAUAUUAUAAGACGAGUUAAUCAUGUAAAACAUUUACGCUUGUAAGAAAAGUCGAAUCUUCAGAACAGUCUUGUAUGCUUGACAUGACUUAUAAAAAAAUAGCAAAAAAAAAUUUGGUAAUAAUAGUUAGUACUACACAAUCACGCCGAUCGCUAGAGUCCUUAAGCUGUGACAGCGUGUUAUAAGGGAUCAGGCAAAGAAUAUCUGCAGCUCAACCUAUACCGUAACACCCAAACCCAGAUCAAUCAAGAAUGGUGUGUAAGUCUGACACUUCCCACUCUGCAUCUUGCCAUGAAUAUAGAUAAAUAUUAUUCAGUGCCUGAAAAAUAUAACAGUUUAUUUCAAAAUUUUAAUUUAUAGAUAUUACGAUUUCAUAAAAAUUAUUCAUUACUUUUGUAUUGUAUUAAAAAAGACGAUGUUGUAGAGUCAACCUUUUCAAUGUGUAUUUUUAAAUAUUGACUAUAUUAUACUAGCAACGAUUCGUCCCGGCUUUGUUCAGGUAGAUAGAAGUUUCGAAAAUAACAUAUAGCCUAUGUUAAUCACUGUAACGUAGCUUACCUAUAGGUGUAAGAAUUUUUAAAAUGGGUUGUGUAUUUUUUAGUAUAUCCAUUACAGUUUGUAAUCAGCAAUCAAACAAUCAAAUAUUUUCUCUUUAUAAUAUUAGUGUAGCUUAAAAUACCGUCAGUUUCAUAUAGCCGUAAUUAUAUAUCAAAUAUCAGCCAAAUGUACUUAAAAAUAGCACUAAAAAAACAUGUUGAAAAGAAACAUAUAAACAAAACUUGGAUUUUGAUUAAUUGUAACACUAUUACAGGUCCAAAUAUUCUGUUGGACAGUCUUUUAGUUUUGUAAUUACAUUUAAUUCAAAAUAAAUGUUAGAACCAACUUAUUUGGGACAGUGUUAUGUAAUACUGAAUCAUGAAACAAUAGUGUUUGUAAUUAAUCAUAUUUGUAUAGUGUAAGUGUAAUUAAAAAGUAUGUACAUAUGAAUCGUAAAGCAUAAAUUCUAAAGUGUUGUACAUAAAUUUAUUAGAGAUUAUUUUAUUAUAUUUUGUUUACUAUCUGUGAUAAUGGACGCAGUAUUCAUCAAUUAUUAAGAUUGUGCUGUAAUAACGCACAACAUUAUUAUUAUUCUAGAAAUUUAUGCUAUUAUUAUUUUAUUACUAUUGUGAAGUGCAUAUGAAAAUAGUAUAUCUUAUAGUAUUAAUAGGAGAUCACUCUCUAUUAUUUUAAAAUUUUCCCUUUUCUAGUGUCUAGAUUUAAGAAUUAAAUAUCUUCUAGUUUCUUAUUUGAUGAUUUUAGAUCAUAUGCAUCUAGAUGGAGUGUUGAAUAUGAAAUGUCCCAAAAAUUAUCAGCCGAAUGUUGGUAUUUCAUACUGUACAAAACUCUGAAAGUAUACCAAUACUAUAAAAUAAUAAAUAUAAAUAAAACAUUUGUUUGGGUGCUUUAAGUGACCAGGUUAAAAUAUCUGAAACCGCAUUAUUUUUAGAAAAGUUAGGUUGCUUCGAAAAUCAUUCCUUCGAAGACACUAUCUAGAUGUUAUUGAUCUAAAUUAAAUACCAAUUAAUAUUGGAAAGCUCUAAUAAGGCUAGUGUGCAGUUAUUUAGCACAUUGUGGUAAGUCACAAAAAUUAAUAGUUACGCUGUGUGCUAGCCUAUAAAUUAUAUAAAUCAUUAGGACAUUUAAAUCUAUUACUCAACUAAGAUUCUGAAAUUUAUUUUUUCCUAAUAUCCAAUUUUCCUAGGAAAUAUUUUGAUUUAACUAUAGUACAUAAAUUUCAUAAUAGAAUUAAUCUUGAAUGUUGUUCUCAUAUUGAAUAUCCUAGUUUUGUAGAGCCAAGCUCACUCAUAGUAUCAAUCAAGUGUAGUGUAAGUCAUAAAUGUGAUACCAAAUAAUAGUAAAUUAUAUAGCAAAGUACAAUGUCAUUAUUUUUGACAAAUUGUCCUUUUGUUUUAGCGAAAUUAAUAAAUAAUAGUCAUUCAGUCAUCAAUAGAUGAUUUGAUCAUUGUGCCAAGUUGUAACUUUUUGAAGUGAAUUCUUAUGGAAUCACCAUUUAUCAAUUUUGUAUAUUUUUUUGAAUAUUUGAAAUGUAUUACUAAUAUUGGAUGUUGUAAUAUAGAAUUGAUGUAAUAUUGUUAUAAUCUGAUAUUUGGUUAUAGGUAAUAAAGUAUUCUGUAAGAGGUUCUGUUUUUACAUUAAAAUAAAACUGACUGUU
This is a messenger RNA of Galleria mellonella (greater wax moth), 6732 nucleotides long. RefSeq names its product probable G-protein coupled receptor CG31760. The transcript has 17 exons. Gene Ontology annotation, biological process: G protein-coupled receptor signaling pathway. Gene Ontology annotation, cellular component: membrane. The coding region runs from base 394 to 2496 and encodes 700 amino acids. NCBI's taxonomy places the organism in Eukaryota, Metazoa, Arthropoda, Insecta, Lepidoptera, Pyralidae. Gene Ontology annotation, molecular function: G protein-coupled receptor activity. The record is from RefSeq and is a predicted model, not a curated record.